AUGGCAGCGCCAGGACCCGCAAGCGACUACCAUGAGCAGUCGAUGGACGGCAAGAUCGCGUACAUCUACGAGCGCAUGAAGGACUCGCCGUUCCUCGGGCAGUGCCGGAAUACGAUGAAGCAAGAGGUCAAGAAGCAACUCAACGCGAUGGACGCGACCGACGGCCCGAUCGAGGUCAACCUGAGCUACCUCAUGCAGCGACUUGGCCUCACGCAGGCCAUCAAGAACGCCGUCAUGGACAUGCACACGCAGGCCAUGAGCCAGCGCCAGGACGCGAGCCCGCACGACAAGCGGCUCUUGAUCCGCGACGACGACCGGAAGGAGCCGCUGGACACGAUCGAGGCCGCCCGUCAGCAGUGGGACACGAGCAUGACGAGCGCGUUCGUCCAAUACUGCGCCGAAACCGAGCUGCCGUACCUCCACGAGACAAAGGACGUCGUGCCCACCAUCGGAACGCGAUUUCUCUGCACAAGUGACGACUUUCUGCAAGCGCUUCAGCGCAUCAAGGCCGUGAACCGCGCUGCCCACAUUGACGCCGACUACUGGUGCACGAUCCAGCCGCUUCUGUACACGAAAACAUCGCUGGAGAUGCAGCAGCGCUACGUGGAGCUCGGGCCGACGCAUGCGCAGUUUGGCCUCGAUGAAGACGUGCCAAACAUCAUUGGCGACUACGUGUACAUUGCCAAUAAGAACAAGAUUGGCGACCGCGUUCUUGUCAACAGCACGGUGCCCAACGCUCGGCAGUACGCCAAGACAGGCUGCCCCAUCAACAUCCGCCCCCACGUGUGGCGCCAAGCGCUCAAUGUCGUCAUCAACGCGGAAAAGCAGGCGCAUUUUAUGCAGCUCCAAGCCCUGACAACGUCCAGCGUGUAUGCGACCGAUGGCAUGUACCUUCUCGACGUCCAGCAGACGACCGACAGCUCCGACUACUUUCCAUUCGAAGACCACUUGCGCAGCGUCAUGCUGGCCUUCUCGCGCGAUGCAUCGAUUCGCACGCAGGCUGCGGCACGUCUCGAGUCGCCCGUCUCGACGACGAUGAGCAACGGCGCGUCGACGGCCGUGCCACCCUCGGGGGUGCUGCCGCUCAGCGGGCUCGUCAUGUUUGCGGCGCCGCUCUGCUAUCUGUACAAUGACCCAGCACACGUCUACUUCAUAUUUCGCGAAAUGUACUGCCGGUACUGGUGCCAGCUCCACGUCAUCUCGUCCCAGCCCAAUGCGAUCCUGCCGCUCUGCAAGACGUUCGAGUCGCUCCUGGUGCGCACGAUUCCGCACGUGGUCCACCAUUUGCUGCAGCAUGGGAUCACUCCACUCGCGAUUGCGUUUCCGUGGAUCCAAAGCGGCUUCUCGGGCGUGCUGGAGAUUGACCAGGUGCUCUUGCUCUGGGACCGCGUCAUAGGCUACGACACCUUGGAGAUUCUACCGAUCUUUGCCGCCGCCCUGUUCACGUUUCGCGCCAAAGAUCUAUUGCUCGUCCUGCGCGCCGAUGAUGUGCGUGAUUUGUUCUCUGAGGCGCUCGAGAUUCAAGUGCUCCCGAUCUUGCAGCAUUUUCUCUUUCCCCUCGACUCGGAGUAA
Molecule: messenger RNA, 1572 nt
Organism: Saprolegnia parasitica CBS 223.65
Lineage: Eukaryota; Oomycota; Saprolegniomycetes; Saprolegniales; Saprolegniaceae
Exons: 7
Coding region: 1-1572 (523 amino acids)
Source: RefSeq, a predicted model, not a curated record